AUGUCCUCACAUGUCCAACCAAUUCUCGAAGGCUUUACGGCUCUCCGUGACAGUUCAAGCCGGCGAGCAGUGAUCAAUGGGAUUAUUAGCAACCUGAGUGAUUACGAGAUACGAGAUGUGAUACGCCGACUCGGAGGGAUCACAUUUCGAUGUGAUUUGCUCGAUAAACUGCCUGAGGAAAUCGUCGUCAUGAUAGCAGAGUACUUGGAACUAGCCGAUAUUGUUCUUCUUAGAAGAGUCUCCAAACGAUGGCAUGAAUUGCUCUCUUCAACCACCGUCGUCACAGCUGCAAUCAUAUCCCAUAUGGGGAAAAAUGCAAUGAAGCCCGGUUUGACCUCUGCUGAUCUCGAAGCGCUGAUCAGAAAGCGAAUUCGAGCAGAAAGGGGAAAGCCUGCUGUUGUAACUACAAUACCUAAUAACCUGUCUUUCAAUUUAGAGUACAGCAUGGACAGAGACGGCAUGAGCUGUUUCAAUGGAGUAUGCGCGUGGAUUGAAGAUUCCACCAAGCAGACUACUAUCUUCAUGUUGCAUCUACGGACUGGUCAAAAUAGGACCCUCACAACAGCGAAUCGGGAGAAAUUUACUCAUAUUCAGGUCUCGGACACCUUGAUCUCAGCCACUUCUAUUCGGGGGUAUUGCCAUGUCUGGAAUAUGCCCAAAGAACAGUACAAGUCCUUUCGCAUUCCUUCACUGCAAUUUGCGCAUUACAUAUCCAUCGGAUCCAAGGUAGUGCUGAGCUAUGAGGACUCAGUAGUUCACUUCUGCUUUGACUCUGGAGUCGCCCGUUCCGUCCGAAUUGGGCCGUUCAUUCUUUUGUUGUCAGUACAUGCAGAGGAAGAUGCAUUCACUGUAUUUUCCCUCCGCAGAAAAGAUCGCGACAACAUCGAACUCCCGAAAGAUGCCCAAUUGCGUUCGGAUGAGCAUCAUUUGAAGGCCCAGAAAUUCUCUGUCCUCGAGACUAAGUUUAUCCGCAGCUGGGUGCGAUAUCGAGAGCUUCCUUUUAGAGAUGGCUCAUUAUGGCAGAUUCGAGCCAAACCAGGAGAUUCACAAGCGUUGAAAACUAGGCCGCGUCCUGGUCAGAGCUCUGCCUUGCUGUCGAAUUCGUAUGGUAUGAACAGACGUUUGGAUUCGAUUUCUCUUUCACACAAGGCCGAUGAUCAGAUUACUGCGCAUUUCCAUCCUGUUGAGGUGGAUCACAUGGCUCAGCACGUCGAUCUAGACUACUCAGCCGGGGGUCCCGGGUUGAGUUAUUAUUUCGAGGACUACUACCCCUUAGGGGAAACAAGAUUGUGCAUUGGUCGUGAAAUCCCGGAGCUCACAGAUGUCAUCGACGUCAAGGGGUAUCGAUUCCAACACACACAAACAGUAGAUUUUCCGAAUAACUGGCCAGCCAUGUCAAUUGCAGGAGAUGGAGACUUUGUUUUAUUGCCCGAUGAUGACAAAAUCUGGAUAUGGUGCUUUGAUGAGACAUGGAUCCCCUUUGAUAUCUCAUAUGAGGUCGGGGUUGCCGCUUGA
Penicillium griseofulvum is the source of this 1515-nucleotide messenger RNA. Its product is annotated as F-box domain protein. Gene Ontology annotation, molecular function: protein binding. NCBI's taxonomy places the organism in Eukaryota, Fungi, Ascomycota, Eurotiomycetes, Eurotiales, Aspergillaceae. Bases 1 to 1515 code for a protein of 504 amino acids. The transcript is spliced from 4 exons. The record is from RefSeq and is a predicted model, not a curated record.